Messenger RNA from Humulus lupulus (European hop), 1841 nucleotides. RefSeq lists its product as uncharacterized. Bases 365 to 1660 code for a protein of 431 amino acids. The record is from RefSeq and is a predicted model, not a curated record. The transcript has 3 exons. NCBI's taxonomy places the organism in Eukaryota, Viridiplantae, Streptophyta, Magnoliopsida, Rosales, Cannabaceae.
UCUCCUCUCGUCUCCUCUCCUAUAUCAUCAAAUAAAAAACCAAGUCCAAACAAAAUUUUCUCAAAGAGAGAAAAUAAGAGAGCGUGCAAACACGACAUAGACAAAGCGAACCACGUUAGAGAAAGGCCUCUUGGUCGGUUGGUAAUGUCCUCUAACUGAAGCCUUCAUACCCUCUCUCUCUCUCUCUCCAUCCCUUUGAGUCCAAGGCUCUUUCUCUCUUAUCUUACUACUACGCCUUACUACUCUUAAGAUUAUUAUUAUUGUUCUCUCUCCCAAACCAUCAAAACAAAACACUCUGCUCUCUUCUCUUCAGUCCUACGCACACCUUUCUCUCUGCACCAAAUUUUAUUUUAAUUUUCUUCUAAUGAGGAAACUCUGUCCCAAUUUCGACCGCGAAGAUGGUCUCGAAACUGUCCUCGAGGUUCCAAUCCCGGAGGAAAUGUUUGCUUCCAAGACCAGUAAUAUAAUAUCAUGGCAGAACAUGAAGGCUUGGAUGAGAUCAUCUCAUCCGUCCAAUAUGACAGCCCUCUUCGGUGGCCGCAACGCCGAGAUCCAGCUCUUGUUAGGAGUUGUGGGAGCUCCGCUGAUCCCUAUACCAAUCUCUUGUGAUCACGAACUUAUCAGCCGUAAUAUCAAAGACCAUCCCAUCGAGGCUUCGAUGGCGAAAUACAUAGUGAAGCAAUACACGGCGGCGGUUGGGGGAGAGAAGGCUUUGAGUUCAAUAGAGAGCAUGUAUGCUAUGGGGAAGGUGAGAAUGGGAGCUUCGGAGUUUUGCUCAGGAGAGAAGAAUGUAAAGGCCAUGAAAGUGAAGAACUUGAGAUCUUCCUUACAAGGAGGGGAGAUGGGAGGUUUUGUGCUGUGGCAGAAGGGACCGGAGCUCUGGUGUUUGGAGUUGGUGGUUUCCGGCUGCAAGAUCAGCGCCGGGAGUGAUGGGAAGGUCGCUUGGAGGCAGACCCCAUGGCACCACUCUCACGCUUCUCGUGGCCCACCUCGGCCCCUUAGACGUUUUCUUCAGGGUCUUGAUCCAAGUUCUACAGCAAAUUUGUUCUCCAACUCAGUUUGUGUUGGUGAGAAAGCAAUAAACGACGAAGAUUGUUUCAUCCUAAAACUGGAAGCCGAUUCAUCAACUCUAAAAGCAAGAAGCAGCAACAACGUCGAGAUAAUACGACACACCAUAUGGGGCUACUUCAGCCAGAGAACAGGUCUCUUGGUACAACUCGAAGACUCUCAUCUCCUCAGAAUCAAAGCCUCCGGAAACAACGACAACAUAUUCUGGGAAACGACAAUGGAGUCUUUGAUCCAAGAUUACCGAACCAUCGACGGUGUAAACAUCGCUCACUCUGGUAGAACCACGGUCUCGCUAUUUCGAUUCGGCGAAAACUCGACCGGCCAUUCGAGGACGAGAAUGGAGGAAGUUUGGGAAAUUGAAGAAGUGGAUUUUAACAUAAAGGGACUGUCAAUGGAAUGUUUCUUGCCUCCUGGUGAUCUUAAGAAAGAGGAAGAAGGAUGUGGUUUAGUGACUAGUAGUACUAAUCCAAAGUUACCAUUCAAAAUUCGAUCUGCUUCUUCUAGGAUUAGUGCUUCCAAAGUGGCCGCCAUUGAUUUAAAUGAGGAGGAAGAUCAUGAGAACUUUGUUAGUACUAGUGAUGAAGAUGAAUAAGUGUAAAUUUUUGGUUUUAUUGGUUUCUAAUUUUGUACAUAGCAAAGCAACAUAUAUAAAAUAGCCUUCAUUCCAUCAUUGUAUUAUUUAUACAUGUUUUGGUAAUAGAUGAGCAUCUAUAAAUUAGUCACAUUUUGUACGAUAUGAAACACGACUAUUUUGAUUUAUGCUCUGUUUGCAA